UCACACACACACGAAAUUGCGUUGCUUUAUUUUACGUUUGUUUGAUAAUCUGAUUACAGUCCAAAACGAACCUAUUUAUUACAUUUCCUGAUCUACAUUAUGGGACAAAUUAUACUAAACUAUAGAACUGCGGCACUCUCACAUUUUCAUUAGCCGCCCAUUCUACAACCACAAAACUUGUCUGGAAGCCGCGUGGCAUUGUGGGAGAGGAAGCGCUAAGCACGUGGGUAGGAAAGCGCAGCAUGGCGGCCCCUGGCAAGAGGAAAUUAGCUGACCUCAAUGUAGAAGAAUUUCUAACUUCAGCUUUUGACUCAGAGGGAGAUGGGGACUCUGCCGAGGAAAUCGGUGAGGGAUAUCUGGAUAAAGAGGAAACAGCAAAACAAGUGAAACAGAAGAAACCUCUGAAGAGUAAAAAUGAGGAAAAGAAAGGAAAAAAUAAAAAAGGUAAAGCUUCUGAACACAAGGACCAGCUGUCCCGCCUUAAGGACAAAGAUCCUGAGUUCUAUAGAUUUCUGGAGGACAAUGACCGAAAAUUGCUCAAUUUUGACGACUCUGACAGCUCAGAUGAAGAGAGUGGUGCUCAUCAGCUGCCUGACCACCUGGAGGAAAUGAAUGGGGAUGAGGAUCAUGUUGACGAAGAUGAAAAUAAAGAGGGGGCUCAAAAGCAGAAGAGGAAAAAACUUGAGCAGAUCAUUGUGACCAUGAAGAUGGUGGAUAAGUGGAAAUCAGAAGCCAGGACUGAUCUAAGGCCCAGACUAUUCCAUGAGAUUGCCCAAGCCUUUAAAGCAGCUGUAGCAACCACAAGGGGUGAGGAAGGUGACGAUCCCAGCAAGUUCAAGGUAGUUGACAGUGCAGUGUUCAACGCCUUGGUGUCCUUUUGUAUCCGUGACCUGUUUGUGCAAUUAGAGAAGAAGCUUCAGCUGAAGCCUGCAAAGGGCACUAAAUUGGUAAAUCCCUCUAGCAGUUUGCUUUGGAAGAAGCUUCGCUUGAACAUUAAAAUGUACCUGAACUCUGUCAUCCAGCUGCUGACUUGUCUGACAGAGGCUACUGUGGGAGCAGCGGUUCUGCAACAUGUGAAUAAUAUUGUACAUUAUUACCUGUGUUUUCCAAAGCAUACUCGACUUCUUCUAAAGCAAUGUAUUGUUUUGUGGAGCAGUGGUGAGGAAACUGUGAGAGUUGUGGCGUUCUUAGUACUAAACAAGAUCUGCAGACACAGAAAAGAUACAUAUCUUGACCCAGUGUUAAAGAAGAUGUAUAUUUCAUAUGUGAAGAACUCCAAAUUCACAUCACCCAAUGUUCUGCCAAUGAUCAACUUCAUGCAGCGAACUUUGACUGAGAUGUACUCCCUAGAUGUGCAGGCCUCAUAUCAACACAUUUUCAUGUACAUCCGGCAGCUAGCUAUUCACCUGCGUAGUGCUAUGACCCUCAAAAAGAAGAUGGCUUACCAGUCUGUGUAUAACUGGCAGUACAUUCACUGUUUGUACCUCUGGUGUCGGGUGCUUAGUACUAUCCAUCCCAGCGAAAUAUUGGAGCCUCUGAUCUAUCCUCUUGUGCAGGUCAUAACUGGCUGCAUCAGGCUUGUUCCGACUAUGCGCUAUUUGCCACUCCGUUUUCACUGCAUACGUGCAUUAGAACUGCUGUCAGAGAGUACCGGAGUCUUCAUUCCACUGUUGCCCUUCAUCCUGGAGAUUUUCCAGAUGGUAAAUUUUAACAAGAGGCCUGGUCGGAUCAGUGUGAAACCCAUUAACUUUGCUGUGAUCCUAAAACUGUCCAACACCAAUUUGCAAGAGAAAGUCUUCAGGGAUGGGAUUAUUGAUCAAAUCUAUGACCAGAUACUGGAAUAUCUGCAUAGCCAAGCUCACUUCAUUGGAUUUCCUGAACUGGCCCUGCCCUGUAUUCUACAGCUGAAAUCUUUCCUAAAGGAAUGUAAAGUUUCCAAUUACUGCAAGCCGAUGCGCCAACUGCUGGAGAAGAUCCAAGAGAACUCUGCCUACGUAACCAGCAAGAGACAGAAGUGCACCUUUGGCGUGACUGACAAAGAUUCUGUGGAUAAGUGGGAAAAACAGAUGAAGGAUGAGGGGACUCCCCUGACUAAAUAUUACAGCCACUGGAAGAAGCUGCGUGAGAAGGAGAUACAGCUGGAGAUCAGUGGCAAGGAGCGGAUGGAAGAUUUGAACUUCCCAGAGAUAAAGCGGAGAAAGUUAGAGAAAAAGGAAGAAGAUAAAAAAGAAUUCAAAGAUCUUUUCGACUCGGAUAGUGAAUCUGAGGAUGGCAGCGGAGGAUUAUCACUGAAAGGGAAAUCCAAAGCCAAGAGUAAGGAAGAGUCCUCAGAUGAAAACUCUGAACUAAGCAGUGAAGGAGAAGAAGGCGAAUAUGAGCUGGAAGAUGACGAGAGCAGUGGCCUGGAGGGGGAAUCGCAGGAUGAAGACGAGGAGGAGGAAGAGAAAGGGGGUAAAAUAACAGUCCAGAAGAAGCAAAAGAAGGGGGUGCAGCACCUCUCGCAGACUGACCUGAAGGAACUGGCACAGGGGGAUGAAGAUAUUGUCCAGGAUCUUGAAUUCUCAGACGAUGAGUAAACAUGUAGAGACUGCACCAAUAACCCUUUGUCAGCUGGAUACAAUCUUCCACGUCUUCUCCAAUCUUCACUUAUUGCUCUGUAGUCCUUUGAAGGGAAAUGAAAUGAGUCUUUUCGUUUUGUGCCCAUUGCUGUCAUUGGCUACGAGCUUCUUUAUUAACCGUGCCAGAACCAAAUACUGGCUAUUAUAGCAGGCAAAGGACAACACACAUAUAUAUUUACAUGUACAUAAUUACAUGUAUUCUAUUUUUAAAUAAAUGAUUGAACUUCCUUCCUGCUAUCAAGGACUCGUGGAAUCUGCAGCACCUUCUGAUGGACUUAUGAUUCCAAGUGCAAAUCAGACUGUGCCUGUGUCUCCUCUUUCUCUGUAUUGUAACUGAGCUGCAACAACCCUCUGUAAGAAUAGAUGCCAAACAUAUACAUUUCUCUUUUGUUUUAACAAAAAAAAAAAAAUAACAGACUGAUUUCCACUCAAUGGUGUGCUGACUGUUCCUUAAAGGGGAUGCAAACUCCGAAAUAAAAAUGUAAUUAUAGUUAGGGUUGCCACCCGGCCGGUAUAGUCACCAUAGUUAUGUCACUCAUUAAACUGAUCAGAGCUACUUGGCCAUACACAUGUAUCACUGGUUGCACUGACCUCCAACCAUACUAGACUGGACAUAGACAAUAAUCCAGUAUCUGUCCAAGCGCUGGUGAGUCUGUACUGUAUAUCUGGGCUGGAUUCUAGGUUCUGCCCAAAUGCAAUUCUCUGUUUUUAUAACAUUUAUUUCAUGGCUAGCAGAAGAAUGACUUAGUGAUAGGUAAAGCUUGCAAACCUAUUGGUGAUGGCUAGUGAUGGGCGAAUAAAUUCGGCUGUCACAAAUUCGCUGUGAAUUUCUGCAUUACGCCACUGUCAAUUAAAUGUGCGAAUCCCCCCCAAAAAUUUGCCUGCGUCAAAAAAUUUUGGACGCACGUCCGAACAGUCGCUCACGCCAAAAUCGACGCGCGUCAUCACUAUUCGGCCCCCCUUGACUGUAACGCCAGAGUCAAAAUUGAUGUGAGCGACUUUUCGGACGCACGUCCAAAAAUGGACGCGGGCAUCUAUUUUGAUUAAAUCUAUUCGUGAAUUUUGCGGGAGAAAUUUGCCCAUCACUGGUUACCGCAUGUCAUGCAUUAUGGAUUAUUAUAUAUUAUUGUUUUAUUAAAAAUCCAACCUAUCACUUUAAAAGACUCUUUAUACACCAUCCCAUAUAGCUUUACUCCAUUGCUAGUAUUUUGGCUUUGCUUGUGUGUUUUCUCUUUUUAUUAAAUAACAAUACACAAUAAACCAGAAUAGUAAUCAUUGAAGAUAAAAGGUGUUGGGGGGGGGGGGGGGGGGGAAAAAAAACCAACUAAUUAGCAGGGAUAACAUAUGUCUGUAUAAUAAGGAAGAAAACAGGUCAAUGUGUAGUUACAUAACAUAUAAGAAGUACAAUAUAGGGAGAGUGAAUAUCAAUGCUAUAAAUAAAAGUUAGGAGUCCAAGUAA
Xenopus laevis (African clawed frog) is the source of this 4077-nucleotide messenger RNA. RefSeq names its product NOC2-like nucleolar associated transcriptional repressor S homeolog (gene noc2l.S). The record is from RefSeq and is a predicted model, not a curated record. Gene Ontology annotation, molecular function: transcription corepressor activity; histone binding. The transcript is spliced from 19 exons. Gene Ontology annotation, biological process: ribosomal large subunit biogenesis; negative regulation of transcription by RNA polymerase II. The coding region runs from base 243 to 2576 and encodes 777 amino acids. Gene Ontology annotation, cellular component: Noc2p-Noc3p complex; nucleoplasm; nucleus. NCBI's taxonomy places the organism in Eukaryota, Metazoa, Chordata, Amphibia, Anura, Pipidae.